UAUAUAACAAUCGUCGUUAUUUUGUUUCCCGAACAAACAAACCAUCAGCUCUCGAUCAAACACUCGGUUUCUCCUUCCUCCUCCGAGACGAUUCGCGAAGAAUGGCGAAUCCGGAAGAAGAAGAAGGAGAAGAAGAAAAGUACGAAUCCUUUCUCUCUCGAGUCCGUCGCACUGUCUACGUAGACGAGCUCACUCCCCACGCCUCCAAAUCCGUCGUGGAAUCCGCCUUCAGCCAGUUCGGCACCGUCAAGGAAGUCAUCUUCUUGCCUAACUACCUAGGCCCGAAGGAGCUUCCGACGGGUGUCCUCAUCGAGAUGGAGUCCGAGCAGAAGGCGAAGGCCGUGAUCGAAACCGUCUCUCAGUUCCCCUUCAUGGUCGCUGGGAUGCCGAGACCCGUGAGAGCCUCUGCUGCUAGGCCCGCGAUGUUUAGCGAUAGGCCCAAGAAGCCCGGGAGGAGGAUCCAGUUUCGUUGGGUGGAUCCGAGUGAUGAUGAGUUUGAUAAGGCCCAGAGAGUUAAGCGGCUUGUGAGGAAACAUACUGCUGAAGCUGCGUUUAUGAUUAAGCUGGAGGAGGCGGAGGAGCUGGCGAAACAGCAGUCUGAGACGGUGACGACGCAUCACAAGAAGUUUGAGAUGAUUGAUAAACUUACGUAUGAUGGUGUUGCUCAGGAGCUGGCUGGCCGUUACAACAUGAAGUGUGGUCCUCCUCAUCGCUAGAGAGAGAUGCAGUCUUUUCUUUAGAGAACUUGUUGAUUCUGACUAGUAUGUGUGUUUGGUAGACCUUGACUUGGGUAUUAGUGUUUUUAAUUAACUCCUAAUGAAGAAGAAUGUUCUAUGCUUUAGAAGUAGUUCAACGAGGUUGCGUGCUUCUUUAGGCAUACCC
Brassica oleracea var. oleracea is the source of this 882-nucleotide messenger RNA. RefSeq lists its product as uncharacterized. Gene Ontology annotation, molecular function: RNA binding. The record is from RefSeq and is a predicted model, not a curated record. Bases 102 to 716 code for a protein of 204 amino acids. Lineage: Eukaryota; Viridiplantae; Streptophyta; Magnoliopsida; Brassicales; Brassicaceae. The transcript has 3 exons.